Messenger RNA from Mollisia scopiformis, 584 nucleotides. RefSeq lists its product as uncharacterized. Lineage: Eukaryota; Fungi; Ascomycota; Leotiomycetes; Helotiales; Mollisiaceae. The transcript has 2 exons. The record is from RefSeq and is a predicted model, not a curated record. The coding region runs from base 18 to 203 and encodes 61 amino acids.
GGCGGAUUUCGGACACGAUGGCUUCUCAAUCAACGCUGCGACACUCCGCAGACCCUAUAGCCAAUCUCUACCAGCAAUACAUGAAGCUCUUCCGCGACCGAUUAAAGGGCACUAGAAUCGGGCUCUCACUAUGUUGCCCGUGCAGUUUAUGUUUCAUCAAAGGUCAAAUGAGUGUUCCUCCUAGGAGUGCACAGGAUUGGUAAAGACUGUUUGGAGCUUUUUAUAACAAAUAAUGUUAUAAAAAAAACGUAGUAUAACAAACUACACUAGUUUUACACAACUAAAGCCACGGCCAAAAUAACACUCCAAACACUACCACCAUCCGUUCCUACGUUCGUCUUGUUUUAGGAAUGUCUUUGUGCGGAUUAUAAAGAGGCCGUGGGGGUUUAUAUAGAGGGGACGGAGGACGGAGGACGGAGGGCGGAAUACGAAGGACGGAGGACGGGGGCUGAGGGAGGUGAAUGGAAAAUAGAGAGUGGAAAACGGAGAGCAAAGGACCGAAAGAGGUGAAUUUAUAGAUUCACUAGCUGCGGAGAACGGUUUGGAGAGUGGUAAGGCUAAGUAAGUGAAUUAAAUUAACAAAG